This is a messenger RNA of Trichobilharzia szidati, 566 nucleotides long. Lineage: Eukaryota; Metazoa; Platyhelminthes; Trematoda; Strigeidida; Schistosomatidae. The record is from the annotation of a GenBank genome assembly.
AUUAUCUACCGCUACAUACUAAUUUUUGAGAACCAUUUCGAUAAGAUGAAUGAAUAUCCCGAGGAUAAAUAGAAAAAAUGGAAUAUAAAACUUAAAAUGCUCCACAGAAAACGGAAAGAUUUUAUUGAUAUAAAGUACGCAGUGUACAUUGAAAUGUUCCACUUUGUUACCUCCAAACAAUUCUAGGCGCUACACGGUCGUGCUGCUACUGAGUCGUAAAGGAAUAAGGAAUACUGAAUUAUUCGGCGAGAUAUGGAGAGUACAAUCGAUGGUAGUGCUACCCCAUCUGCAAAUGCUGUACCACACCUGUCAAAAACAGUGUCAUAUAUAUGUGGAGAAUGCCGAGCUGAAAAUGAAAUCCGACCCAGGGAACUCGUUCGUUGCCUCGAAUGUGGACACAGAGUUCUUUAUAAGAAGCGUUCCAAAAGAAUGAGCGUUUUCGAGGCCCGAUGAUAAUACCUAUUCAAUUGUUGAUAAACUUAUAUUCGAUUUUGUAAAUACUCUGUGAAAUAUAGAUACUUUUUUCAACAAAUUUAUUAUCAAGCUGUACAAUGGUAUAUAUACGG